This is a messenger RNA of Monopterus albus (swamp eel), 971 nucleotides long. It is a transcript of the gene nip7, whose product is annotated as NIP7 nucleolar pre-rRNA processing protein. The transcript is spliced from 5 exons. Gene Ontology annotation, molecular function: RNA binding. Lineage: Eukaryota; Metazoa; Chordata; Actinopteri; Synbranchiformes; Synbranchidae. The record is from RefSeq and is a predicted model, not a curated record. Bases 99 to 641 code for a protein of 180 amino acids. Gene Ontology annotation, biological process: ribosome assembly. Gene Ontology annotation, cellular component: nucleus.
UUCCGUUUGAAAUGUGACGACUUCCGUGUUGACCCACGUUUUCAUGUUUCUAACUGGUCAUAUCCUCACCAAAAACAAGGGUUUUUGAAAUACUCAAGAUGAGACCGUUAACCGACGAAGAGACGAAGAUUAUGUUUGAGAAGGUGUCCAAAUACAUCGGUGAAAACAUCAGAAUUUUAGUGGACCGACCGGACGGUACUUACUGUUUCAGACUACACAACGACCGUGUCUACUACAUAAGUGAGAAAAUCCUUAAGUUGGCUACAAACAUUUCCCGGGACAAGCUAGUGUCAGUGGGAACAUGUUUUGGAAAGUUCACCAAGACCAAGAAGUUCCGGCUGCACAUCACGGCUCUGGAUUUCCUAGCGCCCUAUGCAAAGUUCAAGGUCUGGGUUAAACCUGGUGCCGAGCAGUCAUUCCUCUAUGGGAACCAUGUGCUAAAAUCUGGGCUUGGGAGAAUCACUGAGAACACCAUGCAGUACCAGGGAGUCGUGGUCUACUCCAUGGCUGACGUGCCCCUAGGUUUUGGAGUUGCUGCCAAGUCUACACAGGAGUGCCGGCGAGUGGACCCCAUGUCCAUUGUAGUGUUCCACCAGGCUGAUGUGGGAGAGUUCAUUAGGAAUGAAGACACAUUAACAUAAAGAUGCAUUGACAGCUGAAAUACCAAAUUCCCUUUUUACCCCUUUUAUACCCACAACAUUCACUCAAAUUCAGAGAGCAGCUGGUUAAAUGGUUAAUCCAAGUGCCUUUUGUAGCAGAUGUUACAACUGGCCCAUAUUUCCAGUCAAGGGACUGACCUCUGCAUUGACUGGGAUACUGCUUAUCUGCCAUGUACAGGAUUCCCUUCACACAGAGCUUCAUAUGAUUCUCCCUUCACACUGGCUUUGAGUCACAUUUUGCUGAAAGGAGGAACUGCUUUUGUGUUCGUUGUCUAAAGGCCAUCUUUCAAAUAAACCCACAAUGUCUUUGUA